AUGGGGACCCAAAACCCUGGGGGACAAGUGCGGACAGGGACCAACAUCACCAUCCGCUGCUGGAACAAGGAUUUGGGGGCCACUUUCCUCCUGCACAAGGAUGGCUGCUCAGCCCCUGUCCAGCACCAGAACCCUGAUGGUGGGGGCACGGCCACCUUCACCCUCCUUGGGGUGACUCCAGCUGAUGCCGGCACCUAUAGGUGCUCCUACCACAUCAAGGGCUACUUCCCCUUAAUGUCCUCCCCCCUUGGGAACAGCGUGAGUCUUGAGGUGACAUCCACACCGGCAAACCCAGGUGCUGAGGUGGAGUCCCAUGGGAAAAUGAUGGUGGCAGUGGUAGGGGGCUGUGCUGUCGCCCUCAUGUUCAUCCUCAUCAUCUUCGUCCUCCUCGCUGCCCGCAGAUGCCAGAUGAGGAGAGAUGAGAGUCAUGGUGCACCUCCCAGAAGGCCCGAGGCCGUGCAGCUCCAGGUACGCCCAAGUGACAGCGAGAGUCUGACCUAUGUUGAGCUGCAAGCUGAGCCCCCCAGCACUCGGCCCCCUGCUCCCCAUGCUUCCCCACAGCCCUAUGUUAUCUACGCUGAUGUGAGCACUGGGAGACCCUGCUGAUGUCCCCCAUUUUUGUGGACAAACACAUGGAUGUUGUGUGCCAUGUGCACUUCAUCUGCACAGAGUGCUGGUGUCUUGGGUGUGCUCCCAGUCACAUGUACACUGCAUGCAUGUGCCAGUGCAUGUGUUCAUGUGUAUUACAUGUGUGUACACCAUCACAUGUCCUCAAUUCAUUUACAAACCUGUGUGUUUCGUGCUCUGUGCCUCCAUGCGUGUAUGUGUGACAUCAUACAUGUACACUGAUCCAUGUACACAACACUGCACACGUGUGUCCUUACCGUGUGCCCCAUGUCUGCACCACAUCCGUCCCCACAGCAAACACCAAG
Messenger RNA from Numida meleagris (helmeted guineafowl), 932 nucleotides. Its product is annotated as leukocyte immunoglobulin-like receptor subfamily B member 3A. The transcript has 5 exons. Lineage: Eukaryota; Metazoa; Chordata; Aves; Galliformes; Numididae. Bases 1 to 606 code for a protein of 201 amino acids. The record is from RefSeq and is a predicted model, not a curated record.